This is a messenger RNA of Lepus europaeus (European hare), 4909 nucleotides long. It is a transcript of the gene SUSD6, whose product is annotated as sushi domain containing 6. NCBI's taxonomy places the organism in Eukaryota, Metazoa, Chordata, Mammalia, Lagomorpha, Leporidae. The transcript is spliced from 6 exons. The record is from RefSeq and is a predicted model, not a curated record. The coding region runs from base 223 to 1134 and encodes 303 amino acids.
CGGCGACCGCCUCGCCUCCUGCCCCCGCACCGCCGGCCAGACACGGGCACGCGGGGCCUCGCCCGGACCCGAGAGCGCUGCGGUGGCGCGCAGGCGGCGCAUCGGCUCCCUCCCUCAGCUCUCCGCGCCGCUCCCGGGGUGAAUCUACGCCUGGCUGACGUUAGGAUUCUUACUUUUGGAUUUUACAUUUUUUCUUUUUAAAACAACUUGGACGGAUAAAAGAUGUGCCAUGGCAGGAUAGCACCAAAGAGCAGCUCAGCGUUGGCCGUGGCCUCCGUCAGACAUGGAGCCUUCCUUCCGCUGGUGGUCCUCAGUACCCUGCUUGGAGACGGGCUUGCCUCCGUGUGCCCCCUGCCCCCGCAGCCAGAGAAUGGAGGCUACAUCUGCCACCCCCGGCCCUGCAGAGAGCCCCUGACAGCCGGCAGCGUCAUCGAGUACCAGUGUGCCGAGGGCUACAUGCUGAAGGGCGAUUACAAGUACCUGACAUGCAAGAACGGCGAGUGGAAGCCGGCCAUGGAUAUCAGCUGCCGUCUCAACGAGGACAAAGACACCCACACGUCGCUCGGGGUCCCCACGCUGUCCAUAGUGGCUUCCACUGCCAGCUCCGUGGCUCUCAUUCUCCUCCUCGUGGUGCUGUUCGUGCUGGUGCAGCCGAAGCUGAAGUCUUUUCAUCACAGCAGGCGUGACCAGGGCGUGUCUGGGGACCAGGUCUCCAUCAUGGUGGAUGGAGUCCCAGUCGCAUUGCCAUCCUACGAGGAGGCCGUGUACGGCAGCUCUGGCCACUGCGUGCCGCCCGCCGACCCCAGAGUGCAGAUCGUGCUGUCCGAAGGCUCUGGGCCCGGUGGGAGGGGCGUGCCGAGGGAGCAGCAGCUGCAGGACCAGGGCGCCUGCUCCUCCUCGGGCGGAGAGGACGAGGCCCCGGGCCAGUCCGGACUGUGCGAGGCCCGGGGCUCCCGGGGCUCAGAGACAGUGCUGGUGCAUCAGGCAACCACCUCUUCCUGGGUGGCCGGCUCAGGGAACAGCCGACUGGCACACAAAGAAGCUGUGGAUUCCGAAAGCAGUGACAUACAAAGCCUUUUAUCCCUCACGUCGGAGGAGUACACAGACGAUAUUCCACUGUUGAAAGAAGCAUGAGGGCUGCCACCGGCCCCUGUCCUCGCUCCGAGGGUCCGCCCUGCCCUUCUUCCCUGUCCUGUGGGUUUGAGCACCCUGUACCCUCCAGCCACCCUGCCCUGAGCUGCCUCCUGUGUUUCCGUGUAUCCCUGAAGGCCUGCAGCCACCUCGCUGGAAAUCAAGGAAGAUCACCGUCGGCCUGCUGCACAGCUGGAGGAACUGGCCCUUUGCCCGGCCCAGCCCGGCCAUCUGUCAGGGACAUAUUUGAAUGUGCUGGCUCGAACCCUCCCUCCUUCCCUCCCUGAGCCUGGGAGCCCCCUCCAGCCAGCUCUUGGGCAGCAGCCCCCAGGGUCUACGUGGGCCCGAGUGCCGCUGUGUUUACUUGUGCCUUCCCCCUACCCUGUCCAGCCCCCGUGUUGUGCAGGCUUGUGGCUCUCUACAAGCCUUACUGACUGCCACCCGGAGGACCGGGCCUGGCUCUGCCACCCUGACAGGAGCAGAUGCGAGUGAGAGCUCUCACGUCCCAGGGGGCUCUCACUGGGGCAGGAGUGGGUCCCUGGGCUUGCCCUGGGUCAACACCCUGGGCAUAUUUGCUUGGUUGAGCCUGGAGGAUUUGGAGAAUCAUGCCAAAGCUGUCCCAGCACCCGGCUGUCUAGCUGAGAGGUGCAGGCUCCUGGCCUUGUUGAGUGGAGAGAUUCCGGAAGAUCCUGAGGGAAGAAAGGAAGGUGGCCGGUAAUGAUUGUCUUCCGAAUAUGCAAAUUCUCACUUCCUGCUUCCUGCAGCAACCUUCCUGGCCUCGGUUUUUCCAUUUCCCUGCAAUGGUAGGGGAAGUUGUGUGCUGCCUCCUGGGCCGCAUCCCAGGCCACUCUGGCUUCCUUGUCGCCCGCUGGGCCUGGGGCGGGAGAGUUGCUGAGUUGCCUUGGGGUGGCUGCCUGGUCGCUGGCAGUCGGCAAGUUGCCCCUUCUGGGUUCGUGGUGACAGAGGAGAGGCACAGGCCAAGAGUCCGGGUGGCUGCAGGCAGCUCCAGCCCUGUCCUGAGGAUCCUCACCACGGUCACGUGCCUUAGUAGCUGUGCCCAGGAAGUGGCCUGCUGCCUGCUGCUUUGCCUCCGUCUGCCCUUCCUUGUCACCUGUCUGCCUGUCCCAGCUGACAGGUGGCUCCUUGUCUCCCCCGACACCCUGGAGGUAGGGUGGGUGGGUACAGGGCCCUCGGAGGGGAGCCCUGGCGAUGAGGGGCCUCUCGCUUUGCCCUGCGUUGAAUGCUGACAGGCUGGGUGGGAAGGCCCUGCCCAGCGGCAGUCAUCUUCAGAAGGUAGACGUGGCAUUAAGGAAUGUUUGCUUUUACUUUUUCUAAUCUCGGAAGCUCUGGGGCUGGAAACUUGGCAGCUGCCCCUGUGCUGCCCCUCGCUCCUCCCCCAGGCCCGUCUGUAUGGGAUGGUAACAGAAAUAAAGCCCAGUAGACUUACGCGCCUGACCUAGAGUUCGCUCCUGGCCUGGGUGGGCUCUAGCAUUAGAGGGACAGCCCCCUCCCAGCCCACUGCUCUCCUGCCUCCAUUCACACACAAUGCACUUUACUUGCUGGUCAUUCCCUGACCUCUUUCACCACCACUUGUUGUCUUCCUUCCUCUCAGGGUAAGGGCAGCACCUGCUGUGCCUGUGGUUACCCACGUGUCCCCCUACCCAGGAGCCCGAAGCUCCAGCUAGUGUGGUCAGACAGGGAAGAUGCUGGAAGGGGGGAAGGCAGGAGCUUGAGCGGGGGGAGCCUGGCGGACCCAGCUGCCUUACUGUGCAUAGACUCCCGCACCCGCAGGGGCACCCUUGUCCUUCUGAAACCAGGGUGCAGGGGUGGCCACGUCCUGGUCUCACUGCUGAGCCCCAGCUUUUGUGUCCCACUCCUCUGGAGCCCCAGUUCUGCUCCGGAAUCCUUUCUGAGCGGCGGCUCACCCUUUUCUCCCUGAUUCCUCUGGCAUUUCCCUCUGAGAGGCUGCACUUUGUAUUUUUGGGUUCAUUCAGCCACUCGGUGACUGACUAGCUUGGUGCCUGCCUUCUCCAAAGCUGCCUUCCACCUCCUGCCAUUGCCAGGGUUGCAAGCCCAGGCUCGCCUACCAGGCAGGAGAGAGAAGGAGGGCGGAGCAUAGGGGUGCCCCUGCUGCCCCAUCCUCGCCCCCUCCCCCAUCGCUGGCUUUGAUGAGAGCCCUGGGCCGUGGGUGCAGGCGGGAAGACACAGCUCCUGCUGGCAUCGUGAUGACCCUCCCACAGCUGCUUCUCUUUUCCCCCAAAGCAAUCUCGUAACCAUUGGCACGUGCUCUGCUCCCAGGGCUUCUGGGCCUUGUGGCUCACAGAGGGAUUAGGGGCUCCACAGCUGCCUGAGGUGGAGCCUGGCUGGGCGACCAAGGCAGCCUUAGGUGCGGCGCUGUUAGGAAGGGGGCCGCCUCAGGAGCCUGGAGCAGGUGGGAGAAACUGACCGCAGCCCUGCCUUCCGGGGAGUAGGGCAGAAGCCUGGAGAAACGGGCAGCGCCAAAGGACUUCCAUUAUAAAAAGGGUUUUGUUUCUGUUUUUCUUUGCACACUUGCGCUGAUUCAAUAUAGGUUUCUUGUCCUGGAGAUGUGCAGUCGCAUCCUAGAGACCCUCAAGGGCCAGAAUCUGGUGAAAAUCACUCACAGUUUCCGUCCCUUCCAGGCCUUGGUUUAGCAGCCAGGCCCUGUCUGUUGCCUCUUUGUGCUUCGCGUGCCGUGCUCCGUUUCGCUGGGCGUGCGCUGUGCCGUGGGCCACAUCCUGGCCGCUUUGUGAGUGAGUUUGGUUUCUGAGGCAUUUCAGUGUACAUUUGACAAGCACUCCAUUUGCAAACAGAACUUCAACAGAUACUGCCUUCCCCGUCACCUUGGCCCCCCCCUCCCCCCCAGCUUUAGAUUUGUGCGGAGAAGCCACUGGCGAGACAAAGGUAUACUCUUCCCGCUCCAUCCGUGGUGGCGCAGGGUCGGGCAGCCCUCUGCCUGCUCCUGCCCGUCCCCGCCCCAGCCGAGUGCUCAGCCACUUGGCUUCCCACAGGACAACGCGGCCUCUGUUUCCGGGAACAUCCUCGCGUAGAGAAUGGAAUAUGCUGCAAACGUUUCUACACCCUCGCCCCCACCCCCGCCAGGGCAGAAAGGGCCUAGAGGGGAAGUGAGGAGCGGACUCCACAGCUGGAUUCCAGAUGUGCUGGCCUGGGACCCCGGCAAGGCCGGGAGCUCCUCUCGGGGGACCUGCUGGGUCUCCUCGCUCUCAGCACGGGGACAGGCAGUGGUGGCCCCAAGUAGGGGCUUGGGGACUGUUUUGCUUGGCAGAUGCGGUGGCCUGUUCCCCAGAGAGGGAAAGGUGGCAGGGCCAGCUUUUCUGGGAAAGACUCUAGUUUCCAGUAGGAGCCUGGCAGAAUUUUGAAUGAGCGGCCAAGCCAGCUGGAGGAGAUGCAGGGACAGAGUCCUCUGGUUGCUAAGCAGGGAGAGAGAGGCAGCUCCCGCACCUGCCCUGGCUUCUUACGGUUAUCACACCACUGUGGCACCCUUCGCACAAUGGUACUCUCCUGAUGGUUUCAGACAACGCGCGCAUAAUUGACUCUGUGCAGGAUGUCACUCAAUCAGUUUGGGUUUGCUUUAUUUUAUUUUAUAUAUAUUUUUUUGGUAUCCUGUACAUUGCAGUGGGUGUGAAGAUAGUAUUUUAAUAUUUGUACAAAGUUAAUUUAAUUUUAAUUGUUCUAUGUAUAUAACUGCAUUUCUAAAAUAAUAAUAAUAAUAAAAAAAAGUUCUUACGAAGGCAGUUGU